This is a messenger RNA of Drosophila persimilis, 10329 nucleotides long. RefSeq names its product neural-cadherin (gene CadN). Gene Ontology annotation, molecular function: calcium ion binding; cadherin binding. Gene Ontology annotation, cellular component: plasma membrane; cell-cell junction; catenin complex. Bases 210 to 9560 code for a protein of 3116 amino acids. Gene Ontology annotation, biological process: homophilic cell-cell adhesion. The transcript has 21 exons. Lineage: Eukaryota; Metazoa; Arthropoda; Insecta; Diptera; Drosophilidae. The record is from RefSeq and is a predicted model, not a curated record.
AAAUGUAUUAAACUCUGGAUCGAGGAACAAAGGAAACGAAUCCAUGAAUAAUUCAAAAGUAAAGUGUAAAAUCCACAAGUAAUAGUUAUAGAGAGAGAGAGAGAGAGAGACAGCGAGAGAGAGAGAGAGAGGUAGAGAAGCAGAGGAAACAAGGACGAGAGUCAACAAUUAACUUGGCCAGAAGCAAAGCCAACGCGUGCCCCACCAGAAUGGCGGCACGACGUUGCCACUUGGCCCGCUCCCGCGACGGGGGGCCGCUCCGGCAACGUACUGCUUGCAACAGACUCAAACUAUCCUCCUGCGCGAUAAUUGUGGUAGUGGUCCACCUGCUGGCCGUCUCCCAGGCCGGCAGCGAGGAGGAGACCAGCUUUGCCGGCCUCUCGGCGGAGAAUGCCGCCCGGAUGCUGGCCGGGAGUCCCGGCGAUGCGGAGAAGAGCUCCCCCCAUCACAGCGAGAUGUCCCUGGUCCUGCCCCACGACACCUAUCCCGGUUUUAGCAUCAAGAAAUUUAGGACACAUCCGGUCAAAGGGAAUGGCACGUCGCACGGCGGUGCCAGGGGCGGAACUGGGGCAGGAAGUGCCGCUUAUCACAUGCUGGACAGUGACUACUCCAAGUACUUCACGGUGCUCGAUGACGGAGUGGUGAUGACCACGGCGGACAUCUCCCCGCUGGUCAAUCGUCCCGUUCAGCUGGUGGUGGUGGAGCAGACCCCCAACGCCACCAACACCCACAACCUGCAGCUGUUCGUGAUGCACCGCAACGACAUGCUGCGGUUCUCGGGCUCCCUGCUGGACGCCAGCGGCGAGGUGCGGGAGAACCAUCCCGCCGGCACCCGGGUGCGCGGCGUGCCCCUGAUGCAGGCCUUCUCGGGGUCCAUUCUGGACGAGGAGCUGGCCAAGCCCAAGAAGGUGCGCUACACCAUCAUCGAUGGCAAUGUGGACGACGCCUUCGCCCUGCAGGAGCGCAAGGCCAAUCAGAACGUCCAGCUGAAUGCCAGGUCCCUGGUGAUUGAUGGCAACGACGAGUCCGGCGUCUGGCUGGUCACCAACCGUCCCCUGGACAGGGAGCUGCGCGCGCACUAUGACCUCUCCGUGGAGGCCUCCGAUGUGGACGGCCUGGACAAGACUGUGUCCAGGAUACAAAUCGCCGUGCUGGACGAGAACGACAACAGGCCCGUGUUCAAGUCGCAGGACUACAAGUUCGCCAUCGCCGGCCAGAAGUCCUCCAGCAUGGAGAGCAACAACAGCGUCACCUACCAGCGCUUCGCCAUCCUGGGCAAGGUGGAGGCCACCGAUGCCGACGGCGACAAGAUUGCCUAUCGCCUGCAGUCCCCCUCCAAUGUGGUCAUCAUUGUCCCCCAAACGGGCGAAAUAAUGCUCGCGGGAGAGCCCAGCGCCAGCGAGCUGCUCAUCGAAGUGGUGGCCCACGAUCUGCGGUAUCCCAGCCUCCUGAGCGCCCAGCCGGCCAAGGUCCUGCUGGAGUUCCUGGCCCCCGAGCCGGUGUCCUUCAUCAUGCAGCACCUGGAACACGACGAGGUCAAUCUGCACUCGCAUCAUCGCGAGAAGCGGCGUGUGACCCGCGCCGUGCGACCCACCAAGCGGAUCGAGUUCACCGAAGCCGACGGCGACACGGAGGGCAAGAGCGUUUUCCAGCUGGAGAAGGAGACCGACAAGGAGACCUUCAAGAUACGCGACGACAAUCCCUGGGUGACGGUGGAGACCAAUGGAGCGGUGCGCGUCAAGAAGAAGUGGGACUACGAGGAGCUUGGACCAGAGAAAACCAUCGAUUUUUGGGUCAUCAUCACGAAUAUGGGACACAAUGCGGGCAUCAAGUAUACGGACAACCAGCGUGUGAUAAUCCUGGUGAAGGAUGUGAACGACGAGCCGCCGUACUUCAUCAACCGUCCCCUGCCCAUGCAGGCGGUGGUGCAGCUGAACGCCCCGCCCAACACGCCGGUCUUCACGCUGCAGGCCCGCGAUCCGGACACGGACCACAACAUCCACUACUUCAUAGUGCGCGAUCGCACGGGCGGACGCUUCGAGGUGGACGAGCGUUCGGGCGUGGUGCGGACCCGAGGCACCGAUCUCUUCCAGCUGGACAUGGAGUAUGUGCUGUACGUGAAGGCGGAGGACCAGAACGGCAAGGUGGACGAUCGCCGGUUCCAGAGCACGCCCGAGGAGCGGCUGUCGAUUGUCGGCGGCAAGCGGGCGCCACAGUUCUACAUGCCCAGCUACGAGGCCGAGAUUCCAGAGAACCAGAAAAAGGACUCCGACAUCAUUUCGAUUAAAGCCAAGUCCUUUGCCGACCGCGAGAUACGGUACACAUUGAAGGCGCAGGGUCAGGGCGCCGGCACCUUCAACAUUGGACCCACAUCGGGAAUCGUCAAGCUGGCCAAGGAGCUGGACUUUGAGGAUCUCCGACAGCCGCACGUGUACUCGCUGAUUGUGACAGCCACCGAGGACUCGGGCGGGUUCUCCACCUCAGUCGAUCUCACCAUCCGCGUCACCGAUGUCAACGACAAUGCACCCAAGUUCGAGCUGCCCGACUACCAGGCCCACAAUGUGGACGAGGACAUACCGCUGGGCACCAGCAUACUCCGCGUCAAGGCCAUGGACUCGGACUCCGGAUCGAAUGCCGAAAUCGAAUACCUCGUCUCCGAUGACCACUUCGCCGUCGACUCUAAUGGCAUCAUCGUGAACAACAAGCAGCUGGAUGCGGACAACAACAACGCCUACUACGAGUUCAUCGUGACGGCCAAGGACAAGGGCGAGCCGCCGAAGAGCGGCGUAGCCACCGUGCGCGUCUACACCAAGAACAAGAACGACGAGGAGCCCAAGUUCUCGCAGCAGGUGUACACCCCCAAUGUGGACGAGAAUGCCGGCCCCAACACCCUGGUCACCACCGUGGUGGCCUCCGACAAGGACGGCGACAAUGUGCGCUUCGGUUUCGUCGGCGGCGGCACCUCGUCGGGCCAGUUCGUCAUCGAGGACAUCACGGGUGUCAUCCGGCUGCACAGCAAGGCCAUCACCCUCGAUCGGGACAAGUACGAGCUGAACGUCACCGCCAUGGACGAUGGCUCCUGCUGCGUGAACGGCGAUCAGACGAUACACACCUCCACGGCCGUGGUCGUGGUCUUCAUCACGGACGUCAACGACAACAAGCCCGUGUUCAAGGACUGCAGCACAUACUAUCCCAAAGUGGAGGAGGGUGCUCCGAAUGGCAGUCCUGUGAUCAAAGUGGUGGCCACCGACGAGGACAAGGGCGUGAAUGGACAGGUGAAAUACUCGAUAGUCCAGCAACCGAACCAGAAGGGAACCAAGUUUACGGUGGACGAGGAGACCGGCGAGGUCUCCACCAACAAGGUGUUCGAUCGAGAGGGCGACGAUGGAAAGUUCGUUUCGGUUACGGUGAAGGCCACGGAUCAGGGAGAUCCGAGCUUGGAGGGUGUCUGCUCCUUCACGGUGGAAAUCACGGAUGUGAACGAUAAUCCCCCGCUAUUCGAUCGUCAGAAAUAUGUGGAGAACGUCAAGCAGGAUGCCAGCAUUGGGACAAAUAUACUGCGUGUCUCGGCCUCCGACGAGGAUGCCGACAACAAUGGGGCCAUUGUCUAUAGCCUGAGUGCGCCCUUCAACCCGAAUGAUUUGGAAUACUUUGACAUCCAGGCCGAGUCCGGUUGGAUUGUGCUCAAGAAGCCACUUGACCGCGAGACAUACAAGUUAGAGGCCAUGGCCCAAGACAAGGGCUAUCCGCCACUAUCGCGUACUGUCGAAGUACAGAUCGAUGUGGUCGAUCGGGCCAACAAUCCGCCCGUCUGGGAUCAUACUGUCUAUGGGCCCAUAUAUGUCAAGGAAAAUAUGCCCGUUGGCGGCAAAGUCGUCUCGAUCAAAGCCAGUUCGGGCAUUGAAGGCAAUCCGACAGUUUUCUAUCGACUGAUGCCAGGGUCGACGGCUCAAACGAACAAGUUUCAUACAUUCUACCUGCAACAAAGACCGGACAACGGCGACACUUGGGCGGACAUAAAGGUGAACCAUCCGCUGGACUACGAGAGCAUCAAGGAGUACAAUCUAACCAUACGUGUCGAGAACAACGGAGCCCAGCAGUUGGCAUCGGAAGCGACCGUUUACAUAAUGCUCGAGGAUGUUAAUGAUGAAAUACCGCUGUUCACCGAACGCGAACAGGAAACGGUGCUGGAGGGCGAACCGAUUGGCACCAAAGUGACACAAGUGAAUGCGAUCGACAAGGACGGCACAUUCCCCAAUAAUCAGGUCUACUACUACAUUGUGGACUCGCCGCGUAACGAGGGCAAGGAGUUCUUCGAAAUUAAUCUACAGAGCGGCGAGAUCUUCACCAAAACGGUGUUCGACAGGGAGAAGAAGGGCGCCUAUGCCCUGGAGGUGGAGGCCCGCGACGGUGCCCCCUCGGCACGACCCAAUAGCAAUGGACCCAAUUCAGUCACCAAAUUCAUACGCAUUGGCAUUGCCGAUAAAAACGAUAAUCCGCCCUAUUUCGACAAAUCGCUGUACGAGGCCGAAGUGGAUGAGAACGAGGAUAUCCAGCACACAGUGCUCACAGUCACGGCCAAGGAUCACGAUGAGUCCUCACGUAUCCGCUAUGAAAUUACAAGCGGCAACAUUGGCGGCGCUUUUGCGGUUAAAAAUAUGACGGGUGCCAUUUAUGUAGCCGGCGCUUUAGAUUACGAAACGCGGCGACGGUACGAGCUACGGUUGGCCGCCUCCGACAAUCUGAAGGAGAACUACACGACUGUGAUUAUCCAUGUCAAGGAUGUGAACGAUAAUCCGCCUGUUUUCGAGAGGCCCACCUAUCGCACCCAAAUCACCGAAGAGGAUGAUCGCAAUUUGCCCAAACGCGUCUUGCAGGUGACUGCCACGGACGGCGACAAGGAUCGUCCCCAGAACAUCGUGUACUUCCUCACGGGCCAGGGCAUUGAUCCCGAUAAUCCGGCGAACAGCAAGUUCGACAUCAACCGCACCACCGGCGAAAUAUUCGUGUUGAAGCCCUUGGAUCGCGAUCAACCUAAUGGACGGCCCCAGUGGCGCUUCACGGUCUUCGCCCAGGACGAGGGCGGCGAGGGACUGGUGGGCUAUGCGGACGUCCAGGUCAAUUUGAAGGACAUCAACGACAAUGCCCCCAUUUUCCCGCAGGGCGUUUACUUCGGCAACGUGACGGAGAACGGCACCGCCGGCAUGGUGGUGAUGACCAUGACGGCGGUGGACUACGACGACCCCAACGAGGGCUCCAACGCCCGGCUCGUCUACUCGAUCGAGAAGAACGUGAUCGAGGAGGAGACGGGCUCGCCCAUUUUCGAGAUCGAGCCCGACACGGGCGUCAUCAAGACGGCCGUGUGCUGCCUGGAUCGCGAGCGAACCCCGGACUAUUCCAUACAGGUGGUGGCCAUGGACGGCGGGGGGCUGAAGGGGACGGGGACGGCCUCGAUACGCGUCAAGGACAUCAACGACAUGCCGCCGCAGUUCACGAAGGACGAGUGGUUCACGGAGGUGGACGAAACGGACGGCACGGCCCUGCCCGAGAUGCCCAUCCUCACGGUGACCGUCCACGACGAGGACGAGACGAACAAGUUCCAGUACAAGGUGAUCGACAACAGCGGCUACGGCGCCGACAAGUUCACGAUGGUGCGGAACAACGACGGCACGGGCUCCCUGAAGAUCGUCCAGCCGCUGGACUACGAGGACCAGCUGCAGAGCAACGGCUUCCGGUUCCGCAUCCAAGUGAACGACAAGGGCGAGGACAACGACAACGACAAGUACCACGUGGCCUACUCGUGGGUGGUGGUGAAGCUGCGCGACAUCAACGACAACAAGCCGCACUUCGAGCGCGCCAACGUCGAGGUCUCCGUCUUCGAGGACACCAAGGUGGGCACCGAGCUGGAGAAGUUCAAGGCCACCGACCCGGACCAGGGCGGCAAGAGCAAGGUCUCCUACUCCAUCGACCGCUCCUCGGACCGUCAGCGACAGUUUGCCAUCAACCAGAACGGCUCCGUGACCAUUCAGCGCUCCCUCGACCGCGAGGUCGUGCCCCGCCAUCAGGUGAAAAUCCUGGCCAUCGACGACGGCUCGCCACCGAAAACCGCCACUGCCACGCUCACCGUUAUUGUCCAGGACAUCAACGACAACGCACCAAAGUUCCUAAAGGACUAUCGGCCCGUGCUGCCCGAGCAUGUGCCGCCCCGCAAGGUGGUGGAGAUUCUGGCCACCGACGACGACGAUCGCUCGAAGAGCAACGGCCCGCCGUUCCAGUUCCGCCUGGAUCCCAGCGCUGAUGAUAUUAUACGGGCCUCCUUCAAGGUGGAACAGGAUCAAAAGGGCGCCAACGGUGAUGGCAUGGCCGUGAUAUCCUCGCUGCGAUCCUUCGAUCGCGAACAGCAAAAGGAGUACAUGAUACCCAUUGUGAUCAAGGAUCAUGGCUCGCCGGCGAUGACCGGCACCAGCACGCUGACCGUGAUCAUCGGCGACGUGAACGACAACAAAAUGCAGCCCGGCUCCAAGGACAUCUUCGUGUACAACUACCAGGGACAGUCGCCGGACACGCCGAUCGGCCGCGUGUACGUCUACGACCUGGACGACUGGGAUCUGCCCGACAAGAAGUUCUACUGGGAGGCGCUGGAGCACCCGCGCUUCAAGCUGGACGAGGACUCCGGAAUGGUGACCAUGCGGGCGGGCACCCGCGAGGGCCGCUACCACCUGCGGUUCAAGGUCUACGACCGGAAGCACACGCAGACGGACAUCCCCGCGAAUGUGACGGUUACCGUGCGGGAAAUACCCCACGAGGCGGUCAUCAACUCGGGCUCCGUGCGCCUGUCGGGCAUCUCGGACGAGGACUUCAUCCGCGUGUGGAACUAUCGCACGCAGAGCAUGAGUCGCUCGAAGAUGGACCGCUUCAGGGACAAGUUGGCGGAUCUGCUGAACACCGAACGGGAGAACGUGGACAUCUUCAGCGUUCAGUUGAAGCGCCGCAAUCCUGCGCUGACGGACGUCCGGUUCUCCGCCCACGGAUCGCCGUACUACAAGCCCGUGAGGCUCAACGGCAUCGUCCUGAUGCACCGCGAGGAGAUCGAGAAGGACGUGGGCAUCAACAUCACGAUGGUGGGCAUCGACGAGUGCCUCUACGAGAACCAGAUGUGCGAGGGCAGCUGCACGAAUGCCCUGGAAAUCAGUCCCCUGCCCUACAUGGUGAAUGCCAACAAGACGGCCCUGGUGGGCGUCCGCGUGGACACCCUGGCGGACUGCACUUGCGGGGCGCGCAACUUCACCAAGCCCGAGUCGUGCCGCACCAACCCCUGCCACAACGGCGGACGCUGCAUCGACACUCGGUUCGGGCCGCACUGCUCGUGUCCCGUGGGCUACACCGGGCCGCGCUGCCAGCAGACGACGCGCAGCUUCCGCGGCAACGGCUGGGCCUGGUAUCCCCCCCUCGAGAUGUGCGACGAGUCCCAUCUGAGCCUGGAGUUCAUCACCCGCAAGCCCGACGGCCUGAUCAUCUACAACGGCCCCAUUGUGCCGCCCGAGCGCGACGAAAUGCUCAUCUCGGACUUCAUUGCCCUGGAACUAGAGCGCGGGUAUCCGCGACUGCUCAUCGACUUCGGCUCCGGGACCCUGGAGCUGCGCGUGAAGACCAAGAAGACCCUGGACGACGGCGAAUGGCAUCGCAUCGAUCUGUUCUGGGACACGGAGGACAUUCGCAUGGUUGUGGACUUCUGCAAGUCGGCGGAGAUCAGCGAAAUGGAGGACGGCACCCCGCCGGAGUUCGACGACAUGUCCUGCCAGGCGCGCGGCCAGAUCCCGCCCUUCAGCGAGUACCUGAACGUCAACUCCCCGCUGCAGGUGGGCGGCCUGUACCGCGAGCAGUUCGAUCAGAGCCUCUACUACUGGCACUACAUGCCCACGGCCAAGGGCUUCGACGGCUGCAUCCGCAACCUGGUGCACAACUCCAAGCUGUACGAUCUGGCGCACCCGGGACUCUCGAGGAACAGUGUGGCCGGCUGCCCGCAGACGGAGGAGGUCUGUGCCCAGACGGAGACCACGGCCCGCUGCUGGGAGCACGGCAACUGCGUGGGGUCCCUGUCCGAGGCCCGCUGCCACUGCCGACCCGGCUGGACGGGGCCUGCCUGCAACAUACCCACCAUCCCGACCACCUUCAAGGCCCAGAGCUACGUGAAGUACGCCCUGAGCUUCGAGCCGGACCGCUUCAGCACCCAGGUGCAGCUCCGCUUCCGCACGCGCGAGGAGUACGGCGAGCUGUUCCGCGUGAGCGACCAGCACAACCGCGAGUACGGCAUCCUGGAGAUCAAGGACGGACACCUGCACUUCCGCUACAACUUGAACUCGCUGCGCACCGAGGAGAAGGACCUCUGGCUCAACUCGAUCGUCGUCAACGACGGCCAGUGGCACGUGGUGCGGGUCAAUCGGUACGGCUCUGCCGCCACCCUCGAGCUGGACGGCGGCGAGGGUCGGCGCUACAACGAGACCUUUGAGUUCUCGGGCCAUCAGUGGCUGCUGGUGGACAAGCAGGAGGGCGUCUAUGCCGGCGGCAAGGCCGAGUACACGGGCGUUCGCACCUUUGAGGUGUAUGCCGACUACCAGAAGAGCUGCCUCGACGAUAUACGUCUCGAGGGCAAACACUUGCCCCUGCCCCCCGCCAUGAACGGCACGCAGUGGGGCCAGGCCACCAUGGCCCGCAACCUGGAGAAGGGCUGCCCCUCGAACAAGCCCUGCUCGAAUGUCAUCUGCCCGGAUCCCUUCGAGUGCGUCGAUCUCUGGAAUGUCUACGAGUGCACUUGCGGCGAAGGACGCAUCAUGUCGCCCGAUUCCAAGGGCUGCAUGGACCGCAACGAGUGCCUCGAUAUGCCCUGCAUGAACGGCGCCACUUGCAUUAACCUCGAGCCCCGUCUGCGGUACCGCUGCAUAUGUCCGGACGGUUUCUGGGGCGAGAACUGCGAGCUGGUGCAGGAGGGUCAGACCCUCAAGCUGAGCAUGGGAGCCCUGGCGGCGAUCCUAGUCUGCCUCUUGAUCAUACUGAUACUGGUGCUCGUGUUUGUCGUUUACAAUCGGCGGCGCGAGGCGCAUAUCAAAUAUCCAGGUCCCGACGAUGAUGUGCGCGAGAACAUCAUCAACUACGACGACGAGGGCGGCGGCGAGGACGAUAUGACGGCCUUCGACAUCACACCGCUGCAGAUACCCAUCGGGGGCCCAAUGCCGCCCGAGCUGGCGCCCAUGAAGAUGCCAAUUAUGUAUCCCGUCAUGACACUGAUGCCUGGUCAGGAGCCCAACGUGGGCAUGUUCAUUGAGGAGCAUAAAAAGCGCGCCGACGGCGAUCCCAACGCCCCGCCCUUCGACGACCUGCGGAACUAUGCGUACGAGGGGGGCGGCAGUACUGCGGGCUCCCUCAGCUCCUUGGCCUCAGGCACGGACGAUGAGCAGCAGGAGUACGACUACCUUGGGGCCUGGGGGCCGCGCUUCGACAAGCUGGCCAACAUGUACGGUCCGGAGGCGCCCAAUCCGCACAAUACCGAGCUGGAGUUGUAAAUGGCAGGCCCCCAAGGGAGGGCCCGUGCACUAAACGGUGGCCUAAAGGAAGGAAACCUAAAGGAAAGAUAAACUGUUGGUAGAUACAAAAGUUGCAUUUAAAGAAAUCCAAUCCAAUCUCUACGAAACACACACACACACACACAUAGACACACACUCAUACAAAGAAAGCGCAACCAAAGAAAAGGCAUUGCAGAAGAAAAUCUUUAACUAAGAAAAGGAGGCAAGGAAAAUGGUAGGAGGGGGAAGUGAAAAAAUCAAACACAUAUUAUGACACGUAAAAUGACAUUUGUAUAAAUAUUUCAUCAGCAUUUAAAUUUAAACAAAUUACCAGAUACGAGAUACGAGAUACGCGAUAAUGAAAACUAAGUUAUUUUUUAGGGCAAACGAAAAGCAAACGAAAAGCGAGGAAAAUCGAGAAAAAUCGAGGAAAUUCGAAAGAAGAAAAUUGGAAAAUGUAAGAGAGAGGAGCAUACCAAAGCUUAGUUUAGGGAGCGCUUAUGAAUUUAUAUCUUUAAUUCGUGAACAGAUUUGUUGUGCAUAUUAUGUUUUAAGUUGUAAUUAUUAUUUUUAGGACUCUCCCUACGUUCUGUAUAACAUAUUCGAUGUAUUCGUAUCCAGUCAUUUAGGGAUUAAGUUCGCUCCUGAUUUCGUAUUACUUUCUAAGGAUUAAACAUUAAAGGAUUAAAACUUACAUAAAUGAAUACCCAAAGACUGUUUUCGUUCCAUCAUAACAAGUAUAUAAAUACAUUUAAACACACACACUCAC